UACGCCACCUUCAGUGGGGGUGGGGAAAGGAGAAACCAAGAGGAAAAAAGCAGCCAUGGGUGAGAAAGAAGGGAAAGAUGAGAACAAGAAGGAGAACAAAGCAGCAGAGAGCAAAAACAGAGGAGGAGAUAACAACAGUAAAAAUAAGGAAGAGGGAGGAGGAGGAGGAGGAGGAGGAGGAGAGAACAAAAACAAAGGAGGAGAUAACAAGAAUAAAAAUAAGGAAGAGGGAGGAGGAGGAGGAGGAGAGAAGAAGAAAGAGGAUGGGCCAAUUUCUGUUGUUUUGAAGGUCGAUAUACAUUGCGAGGGAUGCGCUCUCAAGAUCAAGAACUCUGUCAAGAAUUUUGAAGGGGUGGAUGCGGUAUCGACGGACAUGGCCAACAACAAGGUAACGGUUGUUGGCAAAGUGGAUCCUUGGAAGAUCCGUGAACGGGUCGAAUCCAAAACCCGAAAGAGAGUGGAUCUUAUCUCGCCCGCCAACCCGCCCAAAAAAGACGCCGAGCCCAAAAAGGCCCAGUCUGAUUCUAAAGAUAAAAAGAAGCCUGAUGGCGAAAAGCCUAAAGAGCCUGCAGUCUCUACGGUGGUGUUGAAGAUACGGCUGCAUUGUGAGGGGUGUAUACGGAGGAUUAGGAGGACAAUUUUGAGGAUUAAAGGGGUCGAAACCGUAAACAUAGACUCCCAGAAGGACCUAGUAACUGUAAAGGGCGCGAUGGACCCCAACGCCCUCCCCUCUUACCUCAAAGACAAGCUCAAGAGAGCCGUAGAAAUCGUCCCCCAGAAGAAAGAGCCAGCCGGCGGCGGCGGCGACAAGAAGGAAAAAUCCGGCGACGGCGGCGACAAGAAGGACAAGGGCGGCGACGAUAAAAAGGCGAAGGAGGGCGGCGGCGGGCGAUAAGAAGGAAGGCGGGAAGAAGGACCCCGG
Messenger RNA from Asparagus officinalis (garden asparagus), 922 nucleotides. RefSeq names its product heavy metal-associated isoprenylated plant protein 3-like. The transcript has 5 exons. Bases 56 to 895 code for a protein of 279 amino acids. The record is from RefSeq and is a predicted model, not a curated record. Gene Ontology annotation, molecular function: metal ion binding. Lineage: Eukaryota; Viridiplantae; Streptophyta; Magnoliopsida; Asparagales; Asparagaceae.